AUGAAUGAAGAGAACACUGAUGGAACAAAUGGAUGCGGUAAAGUACGCACUGGCACUCAGAAUGAAGCCGCAUUGCUGGCUCUGAUGGAAAAGACUGGCUACAACAUGGUUCAAGAAAAUGGACAAAGGAAAUUUGGUGGUCCUCCUCCAGGUUGGGAAGGUCCACCUCCCCCUAGAGGCUGUGAAGUUUUUGUUGGAAAAAUACCUCGUGAUAUGUAUGAAGAUGAAUUGGUUCCUGUAUUUGAAAGAGCUGGGAAGAUAUAUGAAUUUCGACUGAUGAUGGAAUUUAGUGGUGAAAAUAGAGGUUAUGCUUUUGUGAUGUACACUACUAAAGAAGAAGCCCAGUUAGCCAUCCGGAUUCUUAACAAUUAUGAGAUUCGACCAGGGAAGUUUAUUGGUGUUUGUGUAAGCUUGGAUAAUUGCAGAUUAUUUAUUGGAGCAAUUCCCAAAGAAAAGAAAAAGGAAGAAAUUUUGGAUGAAAUGAAGAAAGUUACUGAAGGUGUUGUAGAUGUGAUUGUUUACCCAAGUGCAACUGACAAAACCAAGAACCGUGGGUUUGCGUUUGUUGAAUAUGAGUCCCACAGAGCUGCUGCAAUGGCCAGGAGAAAGCUGAUUCCAGGAACGUUUCAACUCUGGGGCCACACCAUUCAGGUAGAUUGGGCUGAUCCAGAGAAAGAAGUUGAUGAGGAAACCAUGCAAAGAGUGAAAGUUCUCUAUGUAAGAAAUCUAAUGAUCUCAACUACAGAGGAAACAAUUAAAGCAGAAUUCAAUAAAUUCAAGCCUGGUGCAGUGGAAAGAGUAAAGAAACUUAGAGAUUAUGCAUUUGUUCACUUUUUCAACCGAGAAGAUGCAGUGGCUGCUAUGUCUGUUAUGAAUGGAAAAUGCAUUGACGGAGCCAGUAUUGAGGUAACACUGGCAAAGCCAGUAAACAAAGAAAAUACUUGGCGACAGCAUCUUAAUGGCCAGAUCAGCCCAAAUUCUGAAAACCUGCUUGUAUAUGCUAACAAAGAAGAGAGUCACUCCAAAGCUCUAGGCAAGCCGCCAACUCUUCCCACUCGUCUCAACGGUCAGCAUAGUCCAAGCCCCCCUGAAAUUGAAAGAUGUACUUAUCCUUUUUUUCCUGGAACAAAGCUUACCCCAAUUAGUAUGUAUUCUUUAAAAUCCAAUCAUUUUAAUUCUGCAGUGAUGCAUUUGGAUUAUUACUGCAACAAAAAUAAUUGGGCACCACCAGAAUAUUAUUUAUAUUCAACAACCAGUCAGGAUGGAAAAGUACUCUUGGUAUAUAAGAUAGUUAUUCCUGCAAUUGCAAAUGGAUCCCAGAGUUACUUCAUGCCAGAUAAACUCUGCACUACACUGGAAGAUGCAAAGGAGCUGGCAGCCCAGUUCACGCUGCUUCAUUUGGACUACAAUUUCCGUCGCAGCUCAAUAAAUAGUCUUUCCCCUGUUAGUGCUACCCUCUCUUCUGGGACUCCCAGCGUGCUUCCUUAUACUUCAAGGCCUUACUCUUAUCCAAGUUAUCCCUUGUCACCAACAAUAUCACUUGCUAAUGGCAGCCAUGUUGGACAACGACUAUAUAUCUCCAAUCAGGCCUCAUUCUUCUGA
Cricetulus griseus (Chinese hamster) is the source of this 1602-nucleotide messenger RNA. NCBI's taxonomy places the organism in Eukaryota, Metazoa, Chordata, Mammalia, Rodentia, Cricetidae. The record is from RefSeq and is a predicted model, not a curated record.